AUGAAGACUACCAGUGCACUGAUUCUGCUCCUAUUAGGUGCCGCUCUGAGCGUGGCGAAAGCGGCAGAGGGAGGACUGAGUACAGAGAUGACACCAACCAAGUUGUCAAUGGUGACUAUUGGAACAACAACGAAUACUACGACAGAUCCAGCGAAGAAUAUGACGACUUCGAUCACCAUUACGGUGACAAAGACCACGAUGAUGGAUAAAGAAACAAAUACGAUGACAACGAUAUUAACAAAAACAACGACGGAAACGAUGGUGACAUCGACACAAAUUGACAAUGCAACCCCACAGACGACAAUGAGGCCAAUAGAGGAUCCGGUGAACACACUGCCACCAAUAGGACCACCAAUGCCCGACUGGACAGAAGACCACAUGGGCACAGGCAUGCCGAGUGAGCCAGCGAUGCCGAGUGAGCCAGUGGAAAUGGGAUCGACCAUGGAACCACCAAUACCCGACUGGACAGAAGACCACAUGGGCACAGGCAUGCCGAGUGAGCCAGUGGAAAUGGGAUCGACCAUGGAACCACCAAUACCCGACUGGACAGAAGACCACAUGGGCACAGGCAUGCCGAGUGAGCCAGUGGAAAUGGGAUCGACCAUGGAACAACCCUUGCCUGAAACUACGGUUGUUCAUGUGACUCAGAGCACGUCUGUUGUAAAUGAUGAAGUGGAUGCAUUACCAAAACCAGCAUCGACACAUAAACCAUCCUCGGGCAAUGGUCCUGUAACUUCUCAGAAAACGACAUCAACAAUGUCCAUUCUCUCACCCUCCAUCUCCCUAUCCGCUGUCUUCAUUUUGCUGCUAACCUUGAAGUGA
This is a messenger RNA of Echinococcus granulosus, 822 nucleotides long. RefSeq lists its product as hypothetical. The transcript is spliced from 2 exons. Bases 1 to 822 code for a protein of 273 amino acids. Lineage: Eukaryota; Metazoa; Platyhelminthes; Cestoda; Cyclophyllidea; Taeniidae. The record is from RefSeq and is a predicted model, not a curated record.